Cyprinus carpio (common carp) is the source of this 1592-nucleotide messenger RNA. RefSeq lists its product as uncharacterized. NCBI's taxonomy places the organism in Eukaryota, Metazoa, Chordata, Actinopteri, Cypriniformes, Cyprinidae. The record is from RefSeq and is a predicted model, not a curated record.
AAUCAGUCUGACACAAAAACAAUUUUUUGUUUCACUUCUGUUUUCAUGAGCGAAAAAAUACCUGAAACUGAACUUCUGAACUUUCAUCGUUUUAAUGUCUAAUAACAACCACUUUAAAUUCUUACAUCAUUAUUACUGCAAUUCAUUCAAUUUUCACUUAAGAAAAUGCAUAAUACAAAUCACUUUAACUGAUAACUAUAGUCUGUUCCCAUUUUUCUGUAGAUGUGAAGACAGUAUCGGUGAUGGAGGGAGAUUCUGUCAUUCUAAACACUGAUCUUUCUGAAGUACAGAAAUAUUUGUUGAUUCAAUGGAUGUUUGAAAGCACAAGAAUAGCUGAAGUCGACAGUCUCACACAAACCAACUCAACAUAUGAUGGUCCUGAUGAGAGAUUCAGAGACAGACUGAAGUUGGAUCAUCAGACUGGAUCUCUGACCAUCACAAACACCAGAACCACAGACUCUGGACUUUAUAAAGUAACAGUUAUCAGCAAAGAGACCAGCUACACACGUUUCAAUCUUACUGUCUUUGAACCUCCACAAAGUACUUCAUCACCAGAAAGUUCAUCAAGCUCCAAUUUUCUGUCAUCCAGCAGUGCAGUAAAAUUUUUUACUGUCAACCAAACUGAGGACACUAACAUUACUGAACUCCAUCAGCCGUGUUCAGAUCACUUCCACUGUUGUGGUUUUAUUGAACCUGUGAUCCGAUUGGUCGUCUCUGCUCUGGUGGGCGUGGCUGCUGUUGCUUUUAUUGUUUAUGACAUCAGAUCUACAAGAAGUGAGCUGAACAGGAUGGACGAGACUAGAUAUCACCGUCAGAUCCAUGGAGUGAAAUCAGACCAACAGUAUAAAAUGAGCAGAAGCGUUAGUUCCAGAUAUGUUUGCUGAAGUUUGUGUGUAACCCUAGACAUAAAACAUGCAUUAAUAUGACCUGUACUUGCAUUGCUAUCUAUUAACAGACUGGGUUUUGCUGUUGUUUUUAAUUCAUUUAUUAAUAUGCACAUAAUAUGAUUUUGAUUGAUUUACAGCAUUAGUUGAUUAUUUAAAUAGCUUUAAAGAUAAUUACCCUAAGAAAUAAAACAUAACAAAUUAAUUAAAAAAAGGUAGCACCACAAAUGAUGCCAUUGAAUGAUCUCAGCUCUUGUUUCUGUUGACUUUCCCAGAGGAAAUUUGUGACUUUUCAUAAAGAUUUAGUUUUACAACAGAGUGAAAGUUUGUGUUUCAAUAUAAUUCUAAUAGCGGUUGAAUGUCAUUUACAGAAUUCAUGUGAAGCUGAACGACUACAUGAAACACAAACCAUGCACACUUUGUCCCUGAUGUUUUUAUGUACAUUUAUUUUGAGAAAAGAUAGUUUGACUGACGGAUGAACUGACUGGAAUAGACACACAAGACACUGUAAAUACAAUAAUGUCAAGGCUGAUGAAUAAAGUGAAUUACUAAACUGCUAGUGAUCUUCACAGUAAUAUGUUUUUAACAUUUUAAUUCCUAUGGUCAAAAUUUCACAUAAUAUGAAAUCACUGUAAAAGGCCACUGGACAAACUUGUUUUUUAAUAGGAUGUUUUGGUCCUCACAGUGAUGUUACAAUAUUUGUGUUUG